Lytechinus variegatus (green sea urchin) is the source of this 707-nucleotide messenger RNA. Its product is annotated as neprilysin-like. Lineage: Eukaryota; Metazoa; Echinodermata; Echinoidea; Temnopleuroida; Toxopneustidae. The record is from RefSeq and is a predicted model, not a curated record. The transcript has 5 exons. Gene Ontology annotation, molecular function: metalloendopeptidase activity. Gene Ontology annotation, biological process: protein processing. Gene Ontology annotation, cellular component: plasma membrane. The coding region runs from base 219 to 707 and encodes 162 amino acids.
UGCAGUGUGAUGCUAUGAAUGUAUGGUAUGGCUGGCGGGUUGGGAGCAAAUCACAUAUACAUAACCAAACACUCGAACACGUGGGGUAAAUAGGACUAUUAUUACUCGUCUUUGCUCUCCUGCCGCUCCUCCAUGCGUGGGUGAAGCACCUUGCAAGGUACCCGAUUUACCUGUAACGACAUCGCUGCAUUAGGAACCUUACCUGGGUGGAUAAAAAAAUGGGAGAUGAAAAGGAAACCGAGUACAUGUCUGUUGCCGUGGAGGAGCCUGGGAAAAAGACAGCCAACAGCACAAACUCAAGAGGCAAACCUACAUCGAUUAGGGCUCAUGGUGUUAAGUGUGUGAAAAAGCGCACCACCCUGGAAAAAUUCCUCCUCUUCCUUCUCCUCAUCGUUCUCUUCUUCGUUCUCCUUCUCAUCAUCGUUCUCGUGACAAAGAGCAGAAAAGGGUCAAACUUAUGUCUCUCUAUAGACUGCGUAGCAGCAGCGGGGGCGCUGAUAGAAAAUAUGGAUUUCGAGGCAGAUCCUUGUCAAGAUUUUUACCAGUACUCAUGCGGGGGAUGGAUGAAGAAAACAACUAUACCGGAGGAGGAGAACCAGGUGACAGUACUAGGACAACAGCAAGAUAAACUGCUAGUCUUAACAAGAGGUUUAUUGGAACCGUCCAUACUAUGCUGGGAUGCUGUGGCUGAAGUUAGAGGCCGGUAA